Messenger RNA from Drosophila kikkawai, 1260 nucleotides. RefSeq names its product AP-1 complex subunit sigma-2 (gene AP-1sigma). Gene Ontology annotation, molecular function: clathrin-cargo adaptor activity. Lineage: Eukaryota; Metazoa; Arthropoda; Insecta; Diptera; Drosophilidae. The record is from RefSeq and is a predicted model, not a curated record. Gene Ontology annotation, biological process: vesicle-mediated transport; intracellular protein transport. Gene Ontology annotation, cellular component: intracellular membrane-bounded organelle; membrane coat; AP-1 adaptor complex.
CUCACACGUCGACAGGUGCAGUGCGAAUGACAGCACUCCAAGAAGAAGACUUUUCUGUGCUCAUUGAAAAUUAAGUUUUUCGUUUAUAUUUUGCACACUAGUCCACGAAAACACUUAAACACAUAGAGGAAAAGCAUUGGCAAUGAUGCUGUUCAUGCUGCUGUUCAGUCGGCAGGGCAAGCUGCGUCUUCAGAAGUGGUACAUGGCCUAUCCGGACAAGGUGAAAAAGAAGAUUACCCGGGAGCUGGUCACCACGAUACUGGCCCGCAAGCCCAAGAUGUGCUCCUUCCUAGAGUGGAAGGACUGCAAAAUUGUCUACAAGAGGUAUGCCAGCUUGUAUUUCUGCUGCGCCAUCGAGCAGAACGACAACGAGCUGCUGACACUGGAGAUCAUCCAUCGCUACGUCGAGCUGUUGGAUAAGUACUUUGGCAGCGUGUGUGAGCUGGACAUAAUCUUCAACUUUGAAAAGGCGUACUUUAUCCUGGACGAGCUGCUCAUUGGCGGCGAGAUCCAGGAGACGUCCAAGAAGAACGUACUUAAGGCAAUCGCCUCGCAGGAUCUGCUCCAAGAGGACGAAGCCGUUGAGGGCACUUUAAGAGACAUUGGACUCCUCUAAAGAACUAGAACACCGUAGAACUUAUGUAGUUGAUAUUACACGCACACCCAGAUACCACAAGCACACCACACACUUAUACACCCCAGAAACUGCUCAGGCGACAAUGCGUGCUGCACUUGGCACUUACCAACACUGCUCUAUCCACUUCGCAAUACCAUAGUGUGUGUUUUGGCUGUUGUACAGCACUGAGACGCUAAUUAAAAUCAAGUAAACCAAGAAAGCAGCGUGAGGCUAGAAGCAAUAAAUCCCACUAGAUAGUAAACUCCGAGCAUCUGGCAUUCGGUUUUCCAUGCACACACUUUCGCAAAAACCACACAAACACAUAGAUAAAUAGAUCCAGCAAAGUUCAUGCAAAACAAGCCAACCCAACCUCACGUACUUAGUUCCAUCCGGGGUUUCCUCAACUCAAUUAAUAUUCUUCUUCCUAUAUCUACAUUAAAAAAAAUCGAAAGAUCAUUCCAAUCAAUCACCAAAAUGGGCAAUAACUAAUUUAGUUAGUGGGGAGAUAUAUGCAAUACUAUUCUUACCAUAGAAACAUGUAAGCUUUAAUGUUGAAAUAUAAAAGAGAAUGAUUAAUCAUUGAAAAUUGUAAUAAUCAUGCCUUAGUGGUAACCGAAUAAAGUCUAGUUUAUGUAUAUCUACAA